Hemicordylus capensis (graceful crag lizard) is the source of this 9175-nucleotide messenger RNA. RefSeq names its product shisa like 1 (gene SHISAL1). NCBI's taxonomy places the organism in Eukaryota, Metazoa, Chordata, Lepidosauria, Squamata, Cordylidae. The transcript has 6 exons. The coding region runs from base 86 to 769 and encodes 227 amino acids. The record is from RefSeq and is a predicted model, not a curated record.
UAAACAUCCGCUGUCGAAGAAGUUCGAGGAAGUUUCUGAGUCCCGAACCCGAAGGCAGCAUCCUUGGGGUGUGUCUGUGUGUCGUAUGGUGGGGCUUGAAAGGCAGCGAAAUGAAACGGUAAUUCUCAAAGGGAUCAAUGAAAAUAAAAUGAUGACAAGUUGUGGUCUACAGUUACUGAAUACUCUGGUUCUGUUGUCCUUGUUCUUGCCAGCAGCACUGUCUGCACAUUUUCGAGUCUGUGAGCCAUAUACAGACUACAAAGGCCGCUCUCAUUUUGGAUUUCACUGUCCACGUCUUUCUGACAAUAAAUCAUACAUCUUUUGCUGCCAUCAUAACAACACCGUGUUUAAAUACUGCUGUAAUGAGACGGAAUUUCAGACUGUUAUGCAGAUGAACUUAACGGGAAAUGCAGAUGGAUAUAUGCAUAAUAAUUACAGUGCAUUGUUAGGAGUGUGGAUCUAUGGGUUUUUUGUUGUGGUCUUGCUGGUACUGGACCUUUUGUAUUAUUCCUCAAUGAACUAUGAUAUUUGCAAACUAUACCUAGCAAGAUGGGGACUCCAGGGAAAAUGGAUGAAACCGGAACCAAGCCGGUGGAUUAAACCCACUCAGGACCCGAGACAAGAUCAGACUGAACUUCAGCCUCCACCUCAAAUACUGCAGGCCGUACAUGCAUUAAAAGGAGAAGCUUUAAAUCCACCACUGAUGUCUUUUCCAAGUUCAACUGCCUGCCCUGGGGACAGCUAUGGGCCAGUCAGAGCUGACUGGUGAUCUCUUACCCUGCCUCUGAGAAGGAGAAAUGUCUUGAGAAUACAGGGCAGCCAAGGCCAUCAAUGGUUUAAAUCAUGUCUUUAAGAGAAAUAUGUUGAUGUGCUUCAAGCUGGGAGAGGUAAGAUUACAGUCCAAGGAGAGCAGCUUCUUCUGAUGAAUUUUUAGGGAAAUAAUUCAGCAAUGGCAGUUUGUCUAAUUACAUGAAAAGAACCAACACAAUGGUACAGAAAGACUGCAGACGGAAAUUGGAUGCAAGCAAUACCUUUGGGACAGAGAACCACUUAUGAAAGAAGACAAAGAUAACUGAGAAAGAAGACAAAUACUGCAGUGGAAAAAGAAGUUGUUUCAGUGGCAAUUCAAACUGAGGGUGGAUAUAACCAAACUGAGGGUGGAUGUGUAUAAGAAUGUUUGGGAACAUUUAUUUGCCUCCCCCAUCCAUUAAAUUACCAUCUGAGCCUACUUUUAAAUGUCAAAAUAAUGAAUACAACUUUUUCCAAAGUUCUCUAGUGAAGAUUGUCACAACAGGCUAGCCGCGAAUCAACUUAGAUUUUUAUUUCCCCCCCCCCUCACAUGUGUACCUUCAGGAAAGGAUAUCAAUUAUUUUAGAUUAUGAACUCUUACCAUAUUCAUCCAUGUCAAAAUGCCAGACUUCAAUUUCAUCUUCCUGAGCACACCAAAGUGGCCUCUAUUGUCUGGGAAACAAGAGAGAGACUAAAAAAAAAAUUCCAUCUUGAUUCUUACUUUUAAAAAAUUCAAAUGUAAAUAAAGCAAUAAAAUAGUUGCCUUCUAUUGGCUGAGCCAGAGUCCAAUUACUCAUUAACUAAUCAUAAUUACCUCUCCCUCAAUAAUGAUUAUAUCCUUGCAGAGCAGGGCAGAAGGGAUUUUCUUACUAAGGUUUAUGGGAAAUGUCAGUUACUGUGCACAUUAAAAUAGCUUGAGGUUUGGGGUUUGUUUUUAAAAUGGAAGGGGAUAAUUUGUGAAGGCAUGACAUUUUUAUGUCAUCCCUAAAGAAUUCCAUUAGAUAUCACAACUUUUAUGUACAGCAAAGCAUUUGCCAGUUGAAAAAUCAAUACCAGAAAAGCACCUUUAUAUUUGUUCAGUUAUUGUCACUGCUGGUAUUGUCUUUUCAAAACAAAGUAUUUUACUUUUCAGCUCUCUUAUGCUGAAAACUCCUUAUAGUUUCCCUGCAGCAAUAUAACAACAGAAGAGGGAUGCAGAAACAGCAAUUUCCUAACCCUUUCCAAAUCCCACCUCUGUUUUUCUUAACUCCAUGCCUCUUUUUCACCAUGUUUUCUAUGCCUUUUUGCUUGCCCUGCCUCUUUAACAUCUUGGCAACUCAACCAAUCACUGGCAGAAGUUUCUUAAAUCUCUUACAGCACUUAGGUGCCAGAUAUUGGACCUAGAACUUUACCCAUGUGCUCAGCUGCUGAGCUGGAGUCCCAUCCUAGAAGGACCUGUUCCAGGAAGAAGAGGGUUCAGGGCUCCUCCUAGGGUAUAUAACUUGGGGUCAUGCAGGCAUUCCUAGGAGCAGCGAAUCUAUUGUUGCUCUUUUUGUGUAGCAGCUCUGAUAAGAGCAACGUUACUAUAUAUACUCCUGCACUACUUAAGGGUGCCACUUCUCUCCUGAAUGAGUUUGCAAAUCCUUAGUACAGCCUUUGCAAUGGGAUGUUUUCCUUACACAGCAGUAUAUGUAGCAUUCUGAUGAAAUUGACAACUUUAAUAUUAUUGGGUUAUUUCAGCCUCAGAGCUUCCUGCUUUUUAGAAGGGUAUUGCUUAGUUCUGUUCCAGUAAAGGUCUGAGAACAAAGAGUGCAUAAAUACUUUAGGAACCAAUAUCUGGGCAAGAGCAGGAUGGAAUUUUCUGGCCUGGUUUGCAUCUCUACUCUGCUAUCCAGUUUUAAUUGGGUAUGAAGAUGACAUAUUUCUUGUUCCAUCAUAUCAGGAAUCACAUAUGCCUGGGAAAACAGUCCAAAGGAAGAUAGGUUUAUAUAUUUUUAACAGUUGUACAAAAUAAGGAAAAUCUGUCAUAUAGGUGUCUUUGAGAUGGGUUCCACUUCCUAAAAUUCCCUCUUCUAUGUAAGAAGUAUGAGCAUCCUGUCCUCCUUUGCAUGUGGUGAGUACUACAGAUCUCUGGUGUAAGAUUCUUCCUGUAAUCAGAGCAGGAAUUUAGCAUUGUAAAAUGCAAUUACAAAUGCAGGCAUGUCAAUACGAUUGAAGUGAGGGGGGAGUCGGAAAAACAUUCUCUCUGAGCAUUCAGUUUAACAUACAGUAACACCCAAACCGGUUGACCAGUCUGUUUGAAUAAUUAGGUGGCAUGUGCUAUCACCUGUCCAAUUUUGGUGCAGAUCUAUUGAGAAAUAGAUAUAGUAAAGUACUCUGAAAACCUAUCUUGAAUAAACUCGUUUAGUUUGUGAUCUUUUGCCCUAAAGGUGCUAGCUUAAUUCUGUAUAUAACAAAAUAAAAUAUAGGUCCAUGGAUAAAUAAAUGCUUGUUAUGCUUUUUUGAAAGAAAAAUAUUGGUUGUAUUACAUUUAAUACAACAUAGUGCUGCACAUGUUCAGUGAGCUAAUUUAGGUGAAGUCCUAAAUUUAGGUGAAGUCCUAAAGUGCUGGGUAAAUUGUACAUAUUACAGAGGCAAAAAAAUUAAUGCCCCUCCCCUACUCUACACUGACAAUAUGUGUAUACUGAUUUUACUUUUCAAAAAUCAAGGAAAUGUAAAUAUCAAAAAACCUUUCGUUUGAGAUGAGAGUUAUGAUUUUUACAAUAAUCACUGUAAGCAUGGAAACUGCAAGUUAAAGUCAUCUUAACUUCCACAACAUGGAAGCAGCAACAUCUUUGUACAGUCUUGCAUAUUAUAUCAGCUUUAAAGGUGAGAUUCCAUGUACGAACAUUUUGCCACGAUGUUUCAAUUCAACACUGGGUUCAGAACAAAUGUUCCCAGAUAUAAAUUCUGAACAGAACACCUGCUGCAGAUGUACCUGAUGAAUUCCUGCAUUUUGAGGGGAAGCACUGAAAAGGCAGAGCACUUCUUCAAAAUACCGGCCACUAUAGUAAAUAUACAGGCACAAAUUCAAUAGGUACAACAGUGUCAUCUAUCACUCCCAUGAACUCUUCUCAUUCAGAGCCAUAUAAGUGCUUUUUUGCCCUUCAAGCUUUAAUGAAGGAAAGGGAGGAAUGGUCACCAGCUCUUUGUGAGUAUUUAAUUGUGUUUCAAUUUGUGUACUAGGCUCCCUAUUUGAUAUAGAUGUCAUCAAAUUAGCUAGCUACAGCAGCUCUUGUUACUCAGUAUUCCCUCCUUGUCAUCAAUUUUUAGUCAGAAAAGCCAUCUCCAUUUACUUUGUCUUGAUUUAAUCAAAUACAGUGUGUGUAAUAGUGUAUAAAGUAGAAGUGAGGCCUGCAUAGAGGAGGCACUGAUAGAACGGAAUGUUGAGGAAUGUGACAGCUGGAGACGCCGUUGAGAAAAGGGACACAGAGUUCAGGGUACACAUGAGGAAACCUUUCUGAGAGGGAGAAGCAAUGAAAUAAUUUCUGAAGCGCAAUUAUUUGGAGUCCAUUUGGAGGAGCAGUCAACUUAAUAUUUGAUUCAGAAGGGAUUUGCACACUGUGCUCAAGAACUGGAUGUCUGCUGGGACUGUCAUUUUCUGGAUUACAAAUACCUGGGUUCAGUAGCAUAAAUUAGAAGGUGCUUACCUCGGCUGCGGGGGGUUGGCUCCACCACUCACCUGGCUGUCAUGGGGUCAAUCCUCAUGACAGAUGGGAGUGCUGGGCGGGACACUGCAGCUUGGAGCAGCUUACAGGUGCUGCCAAAGCAGAGGUAAAGGUGAAGUGUACUGUCGAGUUGGUGUCGACUCCUGGCAGCCACAGAGACCUGUGGUUGUCUUUGGUAGAAUACAGGAGGGGUUUACCAUUGCCAUUUCCCACACAUGAGGUGAUGAUGAUGUAUUUCAGCAUCUUCCUAUAUCGCUGCUGCCCGAUAUAGGUGCUUCCCAUAGUCUGGGAAACAUACCAGUGGGGAUUCGAACCGGCAACCUCCUGCUUGCUAGUCAAGUCAUUUCCUGCUGCACCAUUAGGUGGCUCAGAGCAGAGGUAAGCACCUUCUAAUUUAUGCUUAGAGGUGCCUCUCACAAUCCCACCCCGACUACUGCCUGAGUUCCCCCCAUCCUGUGACAAGGAGGUGGACAGCAGCUUACCUGUAAUUCUUAUUUUAUCUAUAUUCCAACUUGGCAAACCUUGACUUAAUAUACAUUUUAAAACUAAAUAUAUUUUAUUUGAAUUAUAUAUAGCUAUCUACACAUUAUAAUUUAUAUUUAUUAAUGAAACAGACUAUAGAUUUUUUUACCCUUUACUAUUCACAAAUGUGGUUGUUUUUCCCCAGGUUAUAAAAGGUGUUUCUUGAGUGCUUGAGUGGAAUCAGAUCCCGCUCUCUGCAAUGUAUCCAACUCUUGAUACAAUUUUGGUUGAGAUGUGAACAAUUGGUGAUAACUUCCCAAGACUGAAAGUGCUUCUAGAAUCUAGUGCAGCUUAUCUGAGGUCCAUAGCUAGAUGUUGUGAGAAUUCAGAGCUAUUGUAUUCUACUGCACUUUCUAGGGUGUGCAUAAAACCAGUUUGCCCAGUUCGGUUUGAGUCUGAAGCUAACAAACUGGACUGGGAAUGUUCAGUUUUGGCACCCCAAACUAGAACCCUAGCUUGGCUCGAAUUCGGGCCUCUUCAGGACUAAAGUGUUGUUGUUUUUUUAAAUUUAAAACUUACCACCAGGAUUGGUGGCAUCCAAGGGGUACUGCUGUGGCUGGCUGGGGGGGGAGGGGAUGUCCUCUGGCAGUUCCCCACGCUGGCCUCCCCCUGGUCUUUGGGCCAGUUUGUUUUUGGGCCAGUUCAGUCCUCUCCGUGGUCCCAGUGACCGUUUUGGAGGCCGCUGCACAUGCACCCUGGCCAUCUGUGUGCCCUCACACCCCUAGCACUUUCUAUUCGUGUUAUGCUCUGAUCAGUACAUCAGUCAGGAUUCGGGAAUACAUCAGGUGCACCUAUAGCAAGGUCUUGUGUAUGUUGCACCAUCUGAAGCAUUACUAUAGUAUAAACCUAGAAUGAAAAUUUUAAGCAUCAUACCUCACAUCUUAAACAAAAGGGUUUUUUAAAAUGUGUUAACUUUAUUGUUUUUCAGAAGUGUAAAAACUACAUCACAUACUCUGAAUUAGGACAGAUCUGCACAACUGUGUCCCACGAAGCACAAAUGCAGCCUCCAAACCAUGUACUUCAUAAGCUUUCCUGUGUCUUUAGAUCAAGCAAGACAAUAAAAUAGAAGGUUUAUAAAAUCCCCAAUGAGUCCCCAUUGGUGGGAUGCUGGAUGACAAAGUCUAAUAGUGUAGCUACUACUAUAAAUACAUUUCUGUUACAUUUACACAGAUAAGAUUGCUUUUUAGUUUAAUUUGAUUUAAUUGCUGUAUACCCUUCUGUUUCCAUUGGCUCAGAGCACCUUACAGCAUUUCCCCCCUAAAUGUUAAUACUCUUGUCAGUUAAGGUUUAUUUACCACAAAUUCAUGCCACUCAUAAGAAAAGACCUCCCCAGACUUGUGGGAUGUGGGGAAGGCAAGCUCAGAGCCAGAAGGGCAAUAGAUUCUUGGAAACCAUUUGCUGUUGGGGCCACAAACACACCUGGCUCCAGUAGAAAUGGGGGUGCAGGAAAAGGCCCUCUUUGCCCUAAAGAAAGGCCUGGUGGAUGCAGCUUCAAGGGAAGUUGAAUCAUUUUUACUGACUGGUUUUCCAAUUCCUUAGAAUGUGCAGUUUCCUCUGGGGAGCUCCACAGAAGCAGCCAUGAAUAGAACCAGCCAGGUUACAGAAAAGAAAAAUAAGCUCAAGGCAAAAGCUGCGAAUGUAACAGUGAGAUAAAGUUGCAAUGCAUCCUGGCAUGUAAUGACUCCUGUACAGUUCUGUGCCCAUAAGACAUGGGACUGCUCUUACAUUGGUGGCAUAACCCACCUCAUAACACUGUGCUUAUGCUCCAUCUGGAACAGCUAGAAUGUUCUGAAUAUUUCCUUUGACCCUGUCAGGAAAAAGAUCCCAAUUCUGCUAUGUUUGCCAGUAACUAGUGCCUCAGCACCUAGUGACAAUCUUAGCCACUGAAUACAGCAACCAGGCUACAGAAUGUGUUCACCAGAGGGAUAGUUAUCCCUAUGCCAAAUUUCCUCUGCUCCCAGUCAAAUUGUUUAAUAGUGCUAGUCAGGAUUUUUAUGUAGCGAGGUUCCUUACUCCGCACCCACAUCAGUGUGAGCUGCUGAUGUGAGAAUGUAUGGUUAAGAUGAUGCAUGCUUGAAAGCAUGCAGGCAACUCCUCCUCAAAGCUCCUCAAAGUUGAGUAAGAUAGGAAUUCUGCACCACAUGACUCAUAAGAAAUUAUGCAUUGUAUCACAUUCAGUAAAUAAUGGAAUAAUUAUGCAAAAAAGAGGAAAUUGCACAUUUUCUCAUUUGCAUAAUUUAGCACAGGUCUCAGAGUGCAGCUUUUGUCAUGCAAUUUUUGAGUCCUUCAGCACAGAAUUGUAUUACGCAGCGCUGAAAAUAAAGGCAAAUCAAACUACAAAGAGAGAGCUACAUCAUGCAAUACUACAUUUUAAUUUAAUUAACAUUUGACAAAUAUUCACAACAAAUUCACAUUGAACCAAGUUCUGUAUAUAAUCAUUUGAUUUUUCUUACAAAUUAAUGAUUUAGAAUUGUAUGGAUUUUUUUUUAAAAAGUACUUUCAUCGUGUGGUUGAAAUUGUCACAGAUCUUUUUUAAAAGUGUGUGUUUAUGAAAGAUUUGUAUUAGAUAAUGGUUUUUGUGACUCACUGUCUUUUGUAAAGGGGUUAUUUCCCUUUGGGAAUUGUGUGUUUCUAAUGAGCAGUUUUAUGCUUCUAGUUUGUGUGUUGUUGUUUUUUAAAUAUGAAUGGAAUUAGAUUAUAUUGAUACUAAGUGGUUGAGAUUUUCAUAUUGCCUAAAUUAUUUGCAUAUGUUGAUAAAAUCCAUAUUGUGCCAAUGGUCAAUAAUAAUAAAACAAAAUAGCUGAAUUAUUGAGAUUAAUGAUUAAUGGUCAUGACUGAGAUUAACUAACUAGGCCUUAAUUUAAUGUUGUAUUUCAAAAGUGGAUUAUCAUCCUGCAUCAUUUGCUAUUUGUAAUGUUUCAGACCAACCAUUAAUAACAAUAUCAAAAGCAUUAAUAACAACAUCAAAAAGAUGUUUACUGUAACAGGAGUCAAAAUCCAACUUUUAAAUGGUUUUUGCAGUACUUUCUAGUACAUGGUUUCAGUGUUCCAGUGAUGUAUUCUCAUGGUUGUGAAACUGUAUAUCAGUAUGGGGCUUAACAUGAUUUAAUUUCAAGUACAAUGACAAUGGCAUGUAGAUAUAAAUCCUGUUAACAGACAGUGUUUAAAUUUCCAAACUUACCUAUUCCAAAGUCAUCCAUCUUUGUUGAAGCACCAGAAACAAUUACGGUCUCAUUCUUGGGUGCCUGCCCUGAAGUCCCUUCUUUCAUAGAUUCCUGUAUCUGUCAAAUGAAAUGGUAAUUCUUUUGAAAUGGUGUCAACUCUGAAAACAUUUUUUUUAAUGGUUGGCAAGGUAACCAAAAGUAAUACAGCCAUUAGGUUUCCUAGUUCAGCCAUGCAUGCCAUAAAUCAUGUACUUCUAGUGCCUCAUUUAGCAGAGUGAAUUUUGAACAGUUGUGGAUGAAUGUGAGUACAUCAAUGUAUAUUUCUGUGCACACAAUCUGUGAGAAGUUGCCCAAUUUACUUGACAAUCUGAAUAAUAUAAUUCCAUUCCAUCAAUUCUCCUGCAUUGCUGAGCAUAGCAAGAAAACAGAUUGGGAAGCAUAUUGGUCAUAUCCAUAUCUUCUUAAAAAUCUAGAAAAAGCUGAAAGUAGAAGAAACAUAAAAGUCAGCAGAGAAAUUUAUCUGCAAUAUUUACAAACUUCCAAAUGCUGACAACUGUUAUAAGGCAACUGUAGUAUUCUCUGGCAAAUAUCAGUUGCCUCAACAUUGCUUCUUACAAAAUUCCACAUACAAAAGUUACACACAAAAACAGCUCAUUAUCAGUCAAUGGUGUGGAGGCAAAUGUCCCAAACCUAACAUUAUGAGAAAAUGGGUUAUGCAACUCAUUGCACCGUUCAUGUAACUACCUCCAGUACUGGACACAUUUGUCAAAAUCAUCACAUGUAAAUGCUCUAUUGGUAGCACAUUAAAGCACAUGAUUGUAGGGGAGGGGAACUACAAUGCACUAUAGCAUUUAGCACAAUCAACCUGAAUUUGGCACAAUACAAUUGAGGCGAGUAAAUGAGUAAACCAACUUCUCAUCAUAUUUGUCUCCAAAAUUACUCUUUUCAUGAAAGUGAUACCUGACUAUAGAGUCUUCUGAUCAGUGACUGUAAUAAAGAUUAUGAUGAUGACUA